Molecule: messenger RNA, 1370 nt
Organism: Cavia porcellus (domestic guinea pig)
Lineage: Eukaryota; Metazoa; Chordata; Mammalia; Rodentia; Caviidae
Gene: Ypel4
Product: yippee like 4
Exons: 4
Coding region: 1-609 (202 amino acids)
Source: RefSeq, a predicted model, not a curated record
AUGGGAGGUACGCUGGGGUGCCCCUCACUGCCUGGCCCUGCCCCCAGGUGUUGCUUCUCCCCACUUCUUGUCUGGGGGGCCCUGGCCGGGCAGCCCCCCACAGCCCGCCCGCCCCGAAACACGGCUCUAGCCAACCUGCUCCGCUGCUUCACUUGCGACCGGCUCUGCGGGGGCUGCACAGCACCAGCCCCUCCGGCCCGCCCGGGCAUUGUGCUGCAGCCCGUCAUGCCCAGCUGCGAGCCGGGCCCAGCCCCUGCCUGUCUGCCCGCCAAGACCUUCCGCAGCUACCUGCCGCGCUGCCACCGUACCUACAGCUGCGUCCACUGCCGUGCCCACCUGGCCAAGCACGAUGAGCUCAUCUCCAAGUCCUUCCAAGGGAGCCAUGGCCGAGCCUACCUGUUUAACUCUGUGGUCAACGUGGGCUGCGGGCCAGCUGAACAGCGCCUGCUGCUCACCGGGCUACACUCUGUAGCUGACAUCUUCUGCGAGAGCUGCAAGACCACUCUGGGCUGGAAAUAUGAGCAAGCUUUCGAGACCAGCCAGAAGUACAAGGAGGGGAAGUACAUCAUCGAGAUGUCGCACAUGGUGAAGGACAACGGCUGGGACUGAGGGCUCAGGCCGGCUGCGCCCCUCGCAUGCCCCACCCUCCUGCCCGCCCCGCCCCACUGCGAGGCCCAUACCAGCAUGUGUACUGCCCACCCCGACCGGCUCCACCACCGCCCCCCCUGCCCCCCCCACCGCGCCCCCUGGCAGCAGGGGUCUGGGGGACCCCCGGGGUGUUCAAGGCCCAGGGGCGGCAGCAGCAGCAGCUGUCGGGAAACAGCACCAGGAGAGAGGAUGGCUGGGGACAGUGCGUCCCCGAGGUUCCAGGAUGUAGAUGGCAGGGUGAGGACUGGGCAGAGGACCAGGGGCGGAGCCAGAUUCUGCCCGGCCUCCUUAGGAGGACUCACCGCGGUCCGAGCCUGCAGACCCCCGCCGCGCCGGCAGCUGCGGGGAGGCCGGGCUUUUCCGAGUCCUGGCCUCGGAUGCCAGUCUGAGGGUGGGGAAAAGGACUCCCCAGGUCCAGGCCCACAUCACCCCACUGUGUACCAUGGCGCGGGAGAGGUACUUUUGAGUUUCGAGUCCUUGCCACUAGCGGGCCGGAGGAGACACAGCGCGCCCAGCCCCACCCCCGCCGGCUGGGUCCGGAGCCAGCGAUCACUGCAGGCUCUGUCCAGGGCCCGGCCACCGCUCCCUGCGACCCGGGCCCCUGGAGGGCAGCUGGAUCGUCAGGGCCACGGGGCGUCCCGUGGCUGCCACCAGCGAACGAAAUUUUUGUAUGAUACAUAAAGCGUUUGGGUCUAUUUUUAAUAGAAAGGGAAAAAAACCAC